This is a messenger RNA of Betta splendens (Siamese fighting fish), 2638 nucleotides long. RefSeq names its product family with sequence similarity 131 member Aa (gene fam131aa). The coding region runs from base 1265 to 2215 and encodes 316 amino acids. NCBI's taxonomy places the organism in Eukaryota, Metazoa, Chordata, Actinopteri, Anabantiformes, Osphronemidae. The record is from RefSeq and is a predicted model, not a curated record. The transcript has 5 exons.
ACCGAGAGUCGCAGUGAGGGCAGUACUAACCGCACGAGCCCCUUUAGGGCAGUGAAGGUGCGCGUGAGGAGCAGGACGCGCUCGUGCGAGGCAGCUUUGGAGCUAUUGAUAUGCAGAUGGGGACCUCGGAGGUUGCCAGGAGACCCGCCGCUGCAUCCGCGCCGUAGUCGCCCGAUGAUCGCGGGCUCCCAGCAUCCGUCCAUGGCGGGGUGACGUGGCAGUCGGCCGUCACGGGUCCGAGUCCUUCAGUUUGCACGGAUGCAGCGUUUCCAGACAAAAGAUGCACAGGCACUGUUCCCACUUGUUGGCCCCGCGAGUCACUGCGUCGUCUCCGGAGACGUCGGAGGGCGCAGGUGCACGCGCACAGUAUCGAGCAGCAUCCUUAAUGCGAAGGCAGCCGUGCCACGCUCCGCAUGCGACGAACAAGACUUCAUCACAACAACCUCGGUUUCAAACGCCACCACACACGUGGUGAUCGGACUGCCAAUUAGCUGCAAAAUGUGUCUGACGUCACCGCGGUGAAGCGUGGCGUUGUGCAGCUCCGUUGAGUUCCGUUGAGUCUGCAAACAACAGCCAGUCGCCCAAAUAAGACGCGUUUACUGCGACUAAAAGUACAGUAUAAGUUUACUUGAUGGCACAACUUGUAAUGAGGGGCCUCAAGUUGAUACGACACUAACAAAUGAUUGAUUAAUUAGUUGCACUGGCUGCUCUGAUGUUUCCUUCCCUUUAUUUGUGUCGACCUGUUCGUAUCAAGCUGAAGCUGCGCGUGUUGCUCAUAGCCCCUCCCACUUUUCCCCUUGCUUGUCUGACCCACGCACAUUUGACUUCAGACUAAGCCUUCGGCCCCAGGAGUCUCCCCCGUCUUAGCAGCUUUGCUUUGGGAGCCAAUCAGCUUAAGGUAAUCUGCACAUGUCCAAGAGUUUUGCUGGGGCGACAUGUCACCUGUCCUGAAAAUGAACCGUGUGCACCAUCAUCAUGCAGCUGACCCACACAGAUGAGUCACAUCUCACUUCUUCUGGGGUCAGAGCUGUCUGACUUGGAUGAGGGCGGGUCGGGUCCGGUCCGGUCCGGUCGCCAUGGCUGGUGCCAUGUGUUCGUCCAGUCGCCUCCCUCCGGCCCAUUCCACCCGGUUUCACCAGCUUAACCGUGGCUUUAGCAUCUGCGCAGUAAAUAUAGGGCAGAGCCGUCUGCUCCUCUGCCUGGUGGUUUAAAGCAGCAAAGCCCAAGCCGUGACUUUCAGUCGGCGCCGGGACAACGUCUCUGCAUGUCCGCGAUGGGGCUGAGGUCCAGGAGCAGAGGACGAAGAGAGCCCCAAAGGGAGCAGGAGGUGAAAUUCGAGGAGAGCGAAAUGAUUCCCAAGUCGGCAAAAUCUCCAGCGGACUCGCGGAAAAGCGCGGGCAUCCACGAGUUUGCGGCGCUCGCCAGAUCCUCCUUGAACGGUUUCUCGCAGGCGGUGAGGGACCACGUGACGAAGCCCACCUCCCUGGCCCAGGGCAGGGUGGCCCACCUCAUAGAAUGGAAAGGCUGGCCCAAACCCGCGGCGCCCCCCCCGGCCGCCCACUUCAGCUCCUACUGCCACCUGACGGAGGGGGAGAAGGAGGCGCGCUUCGCUGCAGGUGUGGCCGAGCAGUUCGCCAUCGCCGAGGCCAAGCUGCGUGCCUGGGCCUCUGUGGAUGAGGAGGACGAGGAGGAGGAGGAGGACUCCAACGAUGAAGACUCCCGCCCCAACGGUGCGACCCGCGGCCUCUCCAGCCGGAGCUCAGACGCCGCCACCUCCGGGCCCGCUUUCAGAGCGGCGCGCCGGCCUGAGGUGGAGCGCGGCGUGGCCCCGCCCCCCCCCGGCCCCGGCGGCGCCGCCUCCCCCGGCGACCCGCCCUCCCCCCGCAGCGACUCGCCCACUGCGAGCUCCCUCCUGGAGGAGGACGAGGAGCGGCCGGAGCCCCUGCGCGACCAGGUGUGCGUCCAUCACAAGCCCGAGUGGAGGCCGCGGAGCAGCAGGUUCGACUCCUGCUACUCCACAUCCCGCUCCGAGUCCCCCGGGGAGGAGGAGGAGGAGGAGGAGGACGAGGACGGCAGCGUGUUCCACGAGGUGCGGGUGUGGCACUGCAGCCCGAGGAGCUUCUUCUCCGACCAGGGUUCGUCUGGGGUGGCGUCCUUCGAUGAGGAGGAGGAGGAGGCGAGGGAGGAGAAGGAGGGAAAAGAGUAUUUGAUGUGAUGUGGUGUCCAUCUUCAUGUCUCUUUGAGUCUGUGUCGAUUCUGGAUAUGACAUAAUGUGUUCUGCUUUCACUGUAAACCUCCUCCUCCUCCUCUGAUCCUCUCUCCUCCACUCGCUGCCUUCUGUCGCUCAUCCUCCAGGCCUUUCGUGUACAGAUCUGUUUAUCUCUGAUGUGAACAGUAUAUAUAUAUAAAUACAUAUAUGGGAGAGUUCAACCAGAAUGUAAAGCUGUUGUUCAAACUGAGUUUUGUACAUUUCUGUGAAGACUCGUGUGCGUGUGUGUGUGUGUGUGUGUGUGUGUGUGUGUGCUGCAUUGGUUUUCUAUGGGCAUUUUGUAGUGUUGUUCUACUCAUGUGGGUCGGGCCGUGUUUGAUACGAGCGUCUGAACAUCCUGCAUAUAAACAGAACCUUUUUGAAAGCAAA